AUGUUUUUUAUAACCUUAGUAACAAUACCAGGAGGUAAGUUAUUAUAAUAAUAGUUAAAUUAAAUAUAAGUUAUCAACAUUCCUUAUAUUCCUUAUAUUUGUCAACAUAAUUUAGUUAUCUAUUAGGAUAAUGAGCAAUUUCAGUAGUAUAAAAUAAAACGAAAAAAAAAAUUAUACCAUUAUGAAUUAUAAUGAUACAUUUUAUUGAAUUACUUUGUUUACACUAGUACCUGUACUACAAUCCCUAACACGUAAGUUAUUUUUUUGAUAUUCCUUAUUCCUUAUAUUUCUCAUUAUAGUUUACAUAUCUAUUAGGAUAAUGAGCAAUUUCAGUAGUAUAAAAUAUGAUUAAUAUUAUAAAUAUAAUAUAACUUGUAUUAUACUAAUAUUUAUUGAUUAUUUAACGAAUAAACACAUUAAUAUUUAAAAAUGUGUAGUAUAAUUAUUAAUUAUUUCUGGAGUAAAAAUUAUAAUGAUAUUAAUAAUCUUUUUAGUUCUAUAUUUUUCUAGCACAAAAUUUAAUGGAUAAUUUGUAAUUUUUUUAAUAUUUACCUUUACCUUUACGAGAAGAGAACAGAAUAUUCCCGCUGUGCUUCUAUCUGUCAUAAGUUGCGACAAAUGGGCUUGCAAUAGGUCGCAAGCCAGUAUUCAAUUCUGCCAAAUAGUAUGAAGCGUUCUAAUAAAGACAUUAGUAAAUUGUUCCAUGUCGGAUAUGUGUAGGGACAAGUGACUAUGUUUGUAAACUUGCUCUGCUUACAAUUAAAGUAUGAAUUGGGGAAAAAUAGUGGUGCGUUGUUAAAAAGUCGCACGCUACCCCGUCCUACCACUCAAAAAAUGAUCCACUACUAUUCCUCGAUCAAAAUUAAAAUGGGGAAUAUUCGUCACCGGAUUGACGGGAAUCAUACAUUUCAACACCAACAUUUAUUUCAACUAAUAGUCCAUCUAAUUAUAGAAAUUUUAAUAAAGGUUAUCCUAAUUUGAAAAUAAAAUGUAAUUAAUGGAUUUUUAUCCAAAAGUAAUGCUGAAAAAAUAUAAAAAAUAUAAAAAUAUAAAAAAAUAAAUAUAUAAAUAAUAAAUAAUAUUUUAUAACAAAUUGAUCCCCUAGAAUUUAAAACAGAAUUCCCAAAAUUCGAAGAUUUCCAACGAAGGUAUACCAAUUGUAAUAUCUCCUAAUAUCAUUAAGAUAGUCAAUUUCCAUUUUUUUCUUUCUAAUAUUACUUGCACAGCAAAGGACACCAAAUAUUAGUUUCUUAGUGAAACGAAGAAGCUUAUAGUUUUACAAAGAUGUUUAUUUUUUUUUUAACUUUGUUCAACUUUUUUACCCGAAGACCUGCUCGGAUUUCUACGUGUAGCACUUUUCUAAAAGGAACUCGGUAUGGAGAGAUACUAUAGAGAGGUCAUUUUUCGAUUUUUUCAAGAUUUUUCCCAGAAAAUAUGAAAAACCUAGAUAAAACAUGGGUAAAACGAGAAAAACGCAGAAAAAUUGAAAAAAUCGGUACAAUGUUAAAUAAAUCUUAUUUAAAAAAAUAUAUAGAUCUAAUUUAAUUAUUUUAAUAUAAAAUGACAUAAAUUGUAAACAAAUCAUCAAUAUCAAAUAAACUCCGCUCAAAAUUAUUUUUUUGUAAACAAUGGUUUAUUGUUGCUUACAGGUAUACAUUAAAUCAUGUUUAAUCCUCAUUAUUCUAGGACGUCUUUUUAUAUUCGAAUUCAAUUUUGUGAUUUUCUAUAAAAACUAAAAAGAUAUUGAGGACGGGUGUGGCCAUUGUUGUAGAUAGGUUUUGGGGAAGAUGGAAUUCAUAAAGUUAUUUAAUUUAUACCUCCAAUCAACGAUAAACCAUUGAUAACAAAAAACGAUCCGGAGCGAAGUUCGAUUAAAUAAGUUUUGUAUGUUCAUAAUAUAUACGAUUUUCAUCAACAUUUGAUUUUAAAUAUAAAAAAAAAAUAAAACAUUACCUUAAAAUUUUUUUUCUUUACCACAAAGUACGACUUAUAAUAAACUUAGCAACAAAUUUUAAAGCAAAUCUGUCAAUUUUAACAAUUUAUCUGCAUACUAAAAACUCGAAAAAGUAAUAUUUUUAUCAGGAGAGCUUACCACGUCUAGAAAAGUAAAAUACUAUAAGUUUUCUCUUAAAAUUUUAAGUCGUUCGGAAUAUUUUAAACUGAAUUACAAAAACAAUAUGUAAGAUAUUAAAAUAUGUAUAUUAGUACAAUUUCCCUUUCUUAACGUAUUUUUGGCUUUGCUCAAUUAUCAAAAAUUUCUUAGAUAAUCAAAAUCUUGACUUUCUUUGUCACCAACUAAAUUAAAAAUUCAGGGAAAAAGAUCUUUUGGUGUUUUUUAUUAAAGCAAUAUUUAUGGUAGAAAAUAUAAGCCGUACAAAUUUAAAAUAAUAAAAUCGUUGUGCUGUAAUUUGAAGAAAUCGUAUAUUUCGCCUUUUUCGGUUUUCCUAAUUAUUAUGAAAAUUAUGAUAUUGUAGCAGUAUGAGUUUUAUAAGUAGCGUCCACUGUGUAUGUAUAUUAAAUUUAUAUGAAAAAAUAGUGAACGAUUUUUGUAAUACAUAUUUUAAUUAAUACAAGUGAAUUACAUCAAUUUAAUUUAUAAUGUAAUGUAAUAUUAAUAUUAUUUUUAUUAUUCUAAUAUCCAUAUUUCAGCACCGCCAGAACCAGGACGUGAGUUAUUUAUUUAAUAUUUCAAAUAGUUCUCAUAAAAAAUCUAUGUAGUAAGAAAGUAGCUACAUUGUCAUCAGCGUACAUUAGAUAAGCAAUAUUAUAACAAUUCGGACAGUCUCUUAUUACAUGGGCUUAAUAGUAGUCGUUAUUGAGAGUAUUUUAAAAAUUUAUAAAAAACAGAAAGCCAGAAUUAAUAAUUUUCGGAAUGCAAUGAAUGAAUUAAAAUCGGUUUUACACACUUAGUGGGUUUUGAUUUUCGGAUUAUAAUGAUAAAACUGUGAUAUUUAAUCUAUAAUAUUUAGGAUCUUAAAGAAAUGAAAUUUUCUCACAUAACAAAACUGUUUCCUGUAACCAACAUAAUCAUUUCACAGAUAUGAAUAUUGCAUGGAUUUUGUUUUAUAACAAAUAAUAUUUUAUUAAUUAACUAUAAUUUUAUUAUGUACACAAAUGUAUGUAUACUAAAAAAAAUGGAUUAUUUUAAUGGCAUCCAUUUGAAUAAUAUUUAUGGUUUGUAUAUCUUGUUUUUUUUAGAACCACUAGUGGAAGGUAUUGUUUUUUUUUUAAUAACAAAUAUAUUUAGUUUGUAAUAUUCCAGGACAUGUUUUAUAGUUUAAAAAAAGCAACAUAAUGAAUGGUAGACGAGUGUAAAUAAUAAUAAUUAACCAGGCAGUAAUUUGUAUUGAUUUUCUAUAACUACUUAACAGUUAGGCCCGGGUCCUUCAAAUGCCGUGACAAAAAUUCGUUUAUUUAUAAUAAUACAGUAAUUUAUCAAUUUUAUUAACCCUCGUAGAUAUUGUAUUGCUAAGCAUUUCUGAUCUUUCAAAGAAAUCGUAAGCACAUUUAACCAAAUAAAAAUAAUAAUUUAUUAAAUCUCACGCGUUAAGCUUAUUUCAAUUUUUUUCUAAAUUUAUUUAAUAAUAAUAAAAUAUCCGUAUUUGGAUAAAUCAAUUUGUCAAUGCACGGUAUUGAAUUAUAUAAUAUUGCAUAUAUUUUGUUUUUCAACAAAUAAUAUUUUACUAAUGAACAAUAAUUAUAAUUAAAUAUGUAUAAUAAAGACGUCCUAUGAUAUUGAGGAUUAGUGCAGCCACUGUUUUAGAUAAUUUAAUGUAUACCUGUAAGCAAAAAUAAACCAUUGCUUACGAAAAAACUAUUCUGAGCGGAGAUUAUUUAAUAGUGAUGCUUUGUCAUCAAUUUAUAAGUCAUUUUAUAGUGAAAUAAUUACAUAGACUUUAUAUAUUUUCUUUAAUAAUAUUUUCUUAAUGUACACAUUUUUCCAGUUUCUCUAGUUUUUCCAGGUUUUCCUAUGUUUUUUCCCGGUUUUUCAAAUUUGAUGAGAAAACUAUAAAAAAAUCGAAAAAUGACCUUCUCAAAGUACCUCUCCACGCCGAUUUGCAUUCAGAAUAUUAUUACAUGUAGAAAUCUGAGCAAGUUUCCUAGUAAAAAAGUUGCGCACAGAAAAAAAAACAUCAUUAUAUAACUUUAAGCUUCUUCAAUUCACUCAGAAUUUAAAAUGAAUUAUUUUAAUGGCAUUAAUUUUAAUUAAUAUUCAUGUUUUUAUAUGUUGUUUUUUCUAGUUAAGGAUUUUAGAGGUAUUGUUUUUUUAAUACAGUAAAUAAAUUUAGUUUAUAAUAUUGCAGGACAUAUUUUAUAGUUUUAAGAAACAAUAUAAUGAAUGAUAGACGAGUGUACAUAACAAUGAUGAACUAGGCCAUAGUUUUAAUUGAUUUUCUAUAACUACAUAAUAGUCAAGCCUGGGUCAUUCAAAUUUCAUGACAAAUUUACGUUUAUUUAUAAAACAGUAGUUUUAUUAAUGUAAAUAACCCUCGUACAUAUUACAUUGCCAAUGAUUUCCGAAAAAAUGAAUCUGUAUUUAACCAGGCAAAAAUAAUAUAUGUUUUUUUAAUUUCACGCGUAAUACGUAAUGUUUUAGUUGUUUUCUGAAUUUAUUUAAUCACACCGCAAUAUCUGUACUGUGUUUAAACAUUUAUCAAUNAAAUAUUAAUAAAACCAUUUGUGAACUUCAACACACUUGUACAUCUUCCCGUCAAAAGGUUAUUUCCGAACGACCCGUAAUACAAUAGAUAUUAUAUUGAGUUAUUUUACUUUCACAAUUAAACAUUCAUUGUUCGAUGUGUUGCCUCAAAUAGAUAUUCAUUUAGAAUAUUUUCAAUAUUACCCAUUGGAUGUGCGAGUGCUAAAAAUAUGCGAUUGUACUAAGAAGAUUAAAACAUAAUCUUCAUUCAACUUUGGUUCAAAAUCGAACAAGCAAUUUAGCUUUACUUAACAUGAAGUAUGAAGCUGUAUGAACGAUCUUAUCAACAAUUUUUGCAAAGCUAUGUUUGUAAAAAUUCUUAACUAUUAUUUUAUAUACUUACCAUUAAUUUUGUUGUAUUUGUAAAAAUGGUGUAUUUUUUUUUUUAAUAAAAUAAUUUGUAAUUAAAAAUCAAUAUGGGCCGGUUAUCUUUUAUCGCAAGUGAGCGGUUUGUAAAUUUGGGGUAUGUUCAUUAUACAUUUUGUACGAUGCUCUUCUUAUGAAUUUGCCGACUUUAUUUGAACCUAUAAAUCCGCCACUGAUAUUCGUCGUAUGAUGAUUGAAAAUAAUUUAUAUAAUGUAUAUAUUUAUGAAGCUUAAAACUUAUGAGUGUCUUAAGGCACUUUGAUGCAAUAUAAGAGGAAAUGUUCAGCGUAGACGUCAGAGUAGUAAUUAAAUCUUUAACAGAAGUAUCUGAUAACAAGGAAGAUUCAGAAUUGUAUACGAAUACUCAAUGUUAGAGUGCCUUUUACUAAAUGACAUAGACUUGCAUUUGUUGAUAUUUUUCAAAUAUAUAUAUAACAGAAUAAUGAACGUUUUCUGUAAUAUAUAUUACUACCCUCGAAUUUUAUAAUCUUAAAUUUUAAUUAUACUUAUUAUUAAUAUUCAUUUUUUUUUUACUUUUGUACCAGUACCAAGAAGUGCAGCAGGUAAAUACUAAUAUCAAAAAUAUAAAACAAAAUUUUAAAAUAUAAGUUAAAUAAAAUUAAAAUGGAUAAUAAUUUAGGUAUAUUGAAUAUAUAUUUCAAAUGAAUAUAUUUAAAAUGCAUAUCCAAAGUAUUCUAUUUAAUAAUGAUAAUAAGAAUAAGGAAUUCACAAAGAAUGAUUUUAUUUUACCAAAUAAUUUCUAUUGGCAAAUAGCAUGCGUUAGAUGCAUUAUAUUUUUCUUGUUUGAUUUUCAAAAAUUAACAAUGACAUUUAAUUACUCUAUUAUAUAUGUAUUUUCCCACAAAUUUGAGAUAAAAUGCAAUUCAUAUCAAAUAUUCGCUGACGCGCAUAUCGUUGAAAACACCGUGUGAAUGAAUAAAUUAUAAUUACCUAUGUAAUAUUAUAGCGUUUAAAUGCCAAAAAUUAAACAGGGGCGUUCAAAAGGGCUAUUCUGUUAAUAUCAAAUAACAUUUUUCAAUGUUAAAACGUCUAUAAACGUUAAUGUUCAGUUGAAUUUGAAAGGUUCUUAAAAUAAUGUUUAAUAGUACUAAAUUAAGUGUUUUUUUUUUUUAAACGUUUACAUUAAAAAAAAUUCUUAGUGUUAUACAAACACUUAAUUUAUAUUAGAUUAUAAAUAUUAAAAAGUCAAUUUAUAUUAAAUGCUGUAUAAACUUAUAAUUAUUAUCAUUUAAAUAGAGUGUCAUAAAUAAUGCUUAAUUAGCCAAAAUUUAUAAGUAAUAGGUUACUUAGUUGACAUUUUUCACACAUUAAAUUAGAAUUGCAUUGUUAAUGUAUUAAUUUAAGUCCAGUGGCGGCUUAAUAGAUUUCAAGAUUAGGUGCAGAAUUUUACGGGGCUUCAUAUUUAUUUAUGUAAUUAAAUAUUUGUUUAUUUUAUUUUCUAACGGACUUACUUUAUUUUCAUACAAUUUUAGAAACUUGAAGGUCUUGUUUAAAUUUGUGUACCUAAAUGUAAACUAAUAAAAUCAAAUGUGUAUUUUUAUAUUAGUAAUAACAUGAGUAGGUACCUAUUGGAGUACAAACAAUAUUUUUAUAUUUAUUUAAAUAUUUUAGUAUGUAUAAAUUAAUUAUUUUAUCAGGUUUGUACAGUUGGUACUAUCUUGAUUUUCGUCAAUGAUAACACGUGUCCUAAGAAAACCACACGGUCACACGGCACAAAUUUCCUUUCAUAUUAUCUCGAGCCUCGUACACAUGUGCGAGCCAGGCCUACCGCAAGCCGCUCGCGAAGGGCUCGUGUCAUAUUCGUUAUGCCACGCACACACUUACGAGCCGCUCGCGAACCAAUACUGACAACGAACCAACAACGAACGCAUACCGAAGUACCGGCAGUAUUUUUUGUCUACUAGUAACUAAUGUCUUCUGAAGAUUAUGCGAUGCUGGUAAUGAGUAGUGCGACUAUAUUGAUGGCCUAUUUGGAAGAAAAACAAAAAAAAAGGCGAAAACAAUGACGUUGGUGACAGAAUGAUUUGUACAAAAAAAAGAAUGGUUAUUAUUGGAUUUAAAGUUACAGCAAAUAAGCGGUCAGUACAAAGAUUUUACUAGAAUGUCACCAACUGAUUUUGAGAAUCUGAACAAAAGAAACAAAAAAUUGAACCCAGAGUUUCUAAGCAAGAUACAAAUUUUCGCUCUCCAAUUUCGGCUCAAGACAGGUAGACAGGUGAUUUCCCUCUAUGCAUGCUCCUUAAAAUGUUUUUUAAAAUGAUCCUUAUGAUUAGGAGCCCACAGUAGUUUUUUUUUGUAGAUAUCAAUAAGACGAAUUGUGUCUUCCUCUAACCACUCCAUAAUAAAAAUAACUGUGUUUAUCGUUUAAAAUAAUAGCAUUAAAACGACGAAAACUGACGAACCUGUCAACAUGCCUACCGAACUUACACUCGCGUUAUGCUCGUCAAAAACUGACUAUCGAUGGGUAGGCGCAAGCGGUUCGCGAGCGGCUCGACACGCCGUCAAAGUUAUUGUUGCAAUCGGUUUGCAAGUGACUUGUGGUAGGCUCAACUCGCACAUGUAUACACGGCUUUACAUAUACUUAUUAUCUAUACUUAUCAUAUUAAUAUCUCUAAAAUCUAAAUGAUUAUAUUACAAUUCAAAAUUAAUUCUAUGUUUCUAUAUAAUAUUCAACCUUAGACGCAUUUAAUGAUAAUAAUAUAUAAGAUAUAUUUUUUCUACUAUCAGGUAUGUCCCAAUAUAUGCCCGCAGCUGCAUAAACAAUCUAUAUAAUUAUAGCAAUAUUAGUUUUCCAAGAAUAGACACAACCGUUACUAACACCCGAUUGAUUAUACAUCUUAGAAGUCGCCAAAUCGGAAAAAUGUAUUAAUAUAAAUAAAUAUUAUUACGAUUAAAUGCACGCCACGAACACUACAACGGAUCCAACGAGAUUUACUUAUCAUAUCCAUACAUGAAAUAACAUACACCAAAAAAACAUAAGUAUAAUUUGUUAUUAUAUUAAUCCUUUAGACAAGGGUUUAUUCAAUCUAAUUGUUGGGUUCAAAUUAGUUCUAUGCUAAGUUCAAUAAACAUUCAUAGUUCAAUCAAACCUCAACAUAAUUUAAUUAUGAACAUUGAAAGUAAAACAUUAAUUAAAUGUUAUGUCAAAAUUCGCUUGUUAUGUGGGUAAAACUACGUCAUGUACAUGCUCACUUGGCUUACUUAAUUGACAUACUGCUAUUUUACUAGUGAAACCACGGUCAAGAGACCCGGCUGGGAUUAAUUUCUUGGUUGUAUAUCCGUGGUUUACUGAGGGGCCCGGGAGAGCUGCUUUAUCCCUAAAGCUUGCUAGAUUGCACAGGCCUUUUUUUGGCGCUGGAUACCAGUAGCGUUGCUGAUUUCUCUGCGACAUUGUGUAAUUUUUCGCUGGGCGAGCGAGUGUCCGUACUUUCUCACUGAGGUUGUAUCCGGCGAGAGAUCGAGACUACAGGCUCGCCUCUCCACGUAGUCGUUCGGAGGUUCUUUUCGCGGUCUGAUCGUUGGGUCACACCGUUCCGGACGGCCAACUUACCUCUGGCAACGCAUAUUGUGUUAUCAAGCGCGUAUUAGGAGAGACCUGACUGCCACCGAUUAUUCCGUCGAUGGUGGUUGGGUAUUAAAAUAUGUCCAACUUUUGACAUCUAUGAAAAAUAGUCCGGGUGGUUUUCGAGCCCCGGUGUCGACCCUGUCCGGCGCCCAACAGAGGACCUGGUGCCGGACUCGCACACGGUGAAUGAAGUUGGAUUCGGAAGGAUUUAUGAGUUUUGUUGUGUAGUGGUUAAAUAGCCAGAAGCCGUUGGUGACUGAACCUGUGAGCAGACUGUCAGUGAAUUAGGUAGCAGGUGCUCAGACAACACUUUGAUGUGUUGAAAUGCAUCCGUGGUUCGCCCUGAACUUCCGUGGCUCGUGAGUAACUAUUAUAGCUAAUAGACUGUCCACGGAUUUACCGUGCUUUUAGGACGGUUUAAAAAUUUGUUGUACUUCUAUUCCACUAUAAUUUUCACUUGGCGUAUUUUGCGUAUUAUUGCGUACUCGGCUUUCUUAAAAUAUGUCACUUACGAUAUGUCUGGAGGUAAUACAUUUGUCUUAUUUGUCGUUUUUUCUUGAAUAUUUUUGAUUUAAUUAUCUUGCAAAGUGGUUAUCAUUAACUGUUAUUGUCAUUAUUAUUAUUAUUAUUAUGAUUUUUUGGAUUCUGAGUGUAGCGAAUAUAUUGAUUUUACUUAGAUGUUUAUUUUUCUUUUUCUCUUUUCUUUUUUUAUACUGUGUACAAAAAUUCUGCUAGAAAUAUUGCUCAGAUAUAUACGCGUGGCACUAUUUCUGAAAAGGAAUUUUAUCCAGAUGGUACCUUUUAGAGGUUUUUUUUUGAUUUUCCAAGCGAUUUUCAUAAUAUCUGGGAAAAACCAGGAUAAAGCAUAAGAAAAACGAUAAAUGUACGAAAUUAUUACUUUUAUUAUUUAAUCAAUUUUGUGAUUUGUUGUAAUUCAGUUAAAAAUACUUAUUGAGACUUGUAUUUUAGACAAAAAACUUAAACUUGUCUUUUCUAGACGUGGUCGAAUAUUCAAAAUAUUUAAGUUUUUUUUAAAGUAUUUAUAGGCAUUUUAAUUUUGAGAGUUUUAUACGUAAUGAUUAUUCGAUAGGUACUUAGUGGUAAAAUUGUUAAAUUCGAAAAGAAAUGAUUUACAAUUUAACAAGUUUAUUAACAGUCAUACUUUGUAGCCAAAAAAAAAAUCUGAUUUUAAUGUAGUAUUUUUUUUUUAACCUAACCUUGACCAUUUAAGAAUGAUCGUAAUAUGAAAUUAUAGCUUUUUAAAGUUUUGAUACUAAGCGGAUAUUACAUGUUUUGUUAAUAACUCUAUAUUGUCCUUUUUAAAGCAUAUAUGUCGUGAUUUACUGGUUAUUUAUGCCUUUUAUCAUUUCAGAGAAUCCGAGUUCAAACUAGUGUUUUUUUACUUAAACAAGGAAAAAAUAAAUGCAUUUUGGAUGUACCUAGAGACCCAAGCCAUCGAUCCCUCGAACUAUUUUAAUCGCAAAAUAACCCUCGAUUUGUUGUACAAAUUUUCUACCAGAAAUAUUGCUCCCAUGUAUUAAGUGUAGCUUAUUUUUUGACAGAAAAUUUUAACUCCAUAGUAAUUUAAAGAAAUCUUUUUUUGAUUUUUCAAGUGGUUUUUAUAAUAUCUGGGAAAAAUCGUUAAAAUCGGAAAAAAAACCGGAAAAUAUACAAAAUAUAUUUCUUUUCUUUUCAGUUAACAAAAUUUCCACCAGCAAUUUUGCUCCGAUUUACAAUCAUAGCACUUUUUCUGAAAGAAAAUCUGACUAAAAAGUUGAUUUUUUGCAACAGCUCAAAUUAUUGAUAAAGAUGCCCAUCUCGAUGUUUGAAUAAUAACAAUGAAAUAACUGAUAAUACAUAGGAAAACUAGUAAACAUUUUUUUUUUGGACAAAAUUUGUGUUAUAAUAUUUUUACAUAAUAACUGUAAAAACUACGUUCCACAUGAUUCAUGAUUCGACUGCACUGGACAAUUUUUCGGGCAAUAUAACCUGUCCACUUAAGGUGCAACGGUGCAGUAAGAUAGGAAACUCUAUUAUACACACAUGAUAAUAAACUUUUUAUUUUCUCACGUAUUCAAUCAUUGACCGUGCAAUAAGUGUGUUACAAUUAUGUCGUUAUUUUUAUAGCUGGCCAAUAUCCAUCAUGUUUAAUGCCGUAAACAUGUAUAACAUGUGGAGUAAUGUUAUAGCAUAACGAUGAUACACUUAAAUUAUGUUUGGUGUCCAAAAAUUGAGCAUAUUUUUUCUGUAGAAACUAAAUAAAAUUACUUUAAAAAAAAAGUAUAUCUAAUAAUACAAAAUCAAUAUAAUCUUGCACAAAUUGCUUAAAUUCCAAACAAAAAAUUUUUAAAUUCAAAACAAAAGAAAUUAUAUCACAAAAUAAAAAUUGUAAUAAUCAAAAUUCUGAAGGUCUUUUGAAAUCAGUUUCUAUUAUAAGUUUACAAUUUGAUAAUUUUACUGAUUUUACCGAGACAAUCGAAAGUAUUAUAAAUGAACUUAAAUUAGUAGUUAUAUUUAUUAAACUCGAAAAUUAAAAAUUAGUAUCCAAAUAGUAUAGAUUUAUUCUUUCAACGGGGUAGUAAAACGUCUCAUGAAAAGCAUGUCUUAGGCCUCUUCUCGGACCCUGAUUUGACUUCUUUUUUGGUUUUUAUUUUGUCAGUUUUCGGUAUUUUUUAAUUCAUAUACUUAUAAGUUUUUAUGUUUCAAAUAUAAUAUUAACAUUUUUUAUUUAGUUAUUUCGUAAUAACUUAGUUUAUUAAAUUGUAUUUUUUCCAUGGCAUAGGUAAAUUAUUUUCAAGUUUUUUAGUCGAGCUUCAGUUAUCAAAUUCAUGACUUGCAUUUAUCCGUUAAAUAAAAAUCAUUUUAAUCUAAUAUAACACAAAGGACAGUGAAAGACAUUGUACCAAUUUACUAUCGUGACAUAGUCAUCUCUGAGUAUAUUCGGUAUAAGCAAAGAGAAAAGUAGAAAUAACAUUCAGCUAAAUUAGAACGUAAAAUAAAUCGUCAUAGACAGAAUUGUUUGAAAUAUUAUCCUAUACAAUUUUGAUCCAUUGAGAAUGGUAACAAAUCGAACAGGGACGUUCGUUAAGUUUAGAUUUUGAUGCAUGCGAAAAUCAGGAAAUGUAUCUGUUGUCGAAUUAAAUGUUGAAUCACCAGUUAACCAAUUAACUACUGAUAAUAGGAUACUUGGUUAUCUUGCUCUAAAAUGUAACAUUCACGUCAGUUCGAUCGGUGAGGAUGUGGAUUAUGACGGUGAGGAUGUGGAUUAUGACGGUGACUAUGAUAUAAACUGCAAAGAAAUUAGUUAUUUAUGAAUAAUUUAUAAUCUAUUAUUUAAAUAAAAUAAUUAACAAGAAAAAUGUAUAAUAUUCCUAUCAUAACUCUGGUCAUUCAAUAAGGUUGUGUGGAUCAGCUCUGUCGUGAUCUUUACAUUCCUCGAUGUUCGACCUACACCGUUAAACAUCGAAGAAAGCUGACCAUUGGCCGCUUAGUAUAAAACAAUCUCCGUUGAAUACAAUUAUUUUAACACCAACAACAAAGCUCAUGUUUAAUAUCGUAUAAUAUGGACUAGCCAUAUGAAAUAAAAUAGCACUCAGAUAUUUAUUGCAGAAUAAUAAACAUUUUCUGUAUAAUAUACUAUUUAUUCUCUUGAAUUUUUUAGUACAACAUUUAAAUAAUAGUUAUUAUUAAUAUUAUUUUUUUUAAAAAACUAGGAUCAUUAUCUCAAAAACCAUCACGUAAGUUAUAUUUUAAAUAUUUCAUAUAGUCUAGCGAAUACUAAAUUGUAUUGCUCUCUACUCCUCCCUGAUCCCAGCUAACCUCUCCACUUAAGUGUAACUAUCUCCUUCUAAGGACGUCAGUUAUAUAAUAUUAUGUUUGUAUGCGAUUUAUUAAAUUAUAAUAUUUAUGUCCUGAGCUUUUAGUUCACAUCAAUUUCCGUAUUCCCUCUUACUAUUCGAGAUAACAUGUUCUUUUUGCCAUUCCAUACUUUAAGUACAAAUGAGGUAAAGACUACUUCUUUGUUAGAGCCCUGAAACUAGCUAAUUCAGUUUCCACCGCUUUAGAUUUCUUUGGUACAACUCGAUUUAUAUUUAGAUUUAAGUCCAUUUUAUUUUUAAAAAAAGUAAAAUAAAAUUAAUUAUUCCUAGCACAUCAAUUAUUUCUUUAAUAUUUUCUUAUAUAUAUUUCUUUGUGUUUUUGUUUGUUUUGCUUGUUUCUUGUUGAAGAUUAAUUUCUAACUAUCAACUAUAAGUUUAUAAGCUUAUAUACUUUCUUAAACUAUUUGUAUACAUAAUAUUUUUCUCUUUUUUUGUAUUUUUUUUUUUUUUGUACAAAAUUGGUCAACAUACUACACACGAUAUUGUAAAAAGGUUAGCCUCAUUGAAUUCUAAAAAAAUAAUUAAAUAACCGGUGAUACGGUUAUUAUAGCGUGUAACAAAAAAAUGCAAUAAUAUUAUUCGAAACCUUACAAUUAGCAUUCAAGAAAUAAACUUUAAAUCUUGAUUAAAAAAUUGAGGCCAAAGGACUUUUAUUGAUUAUCGUUAAAUAUUUUAGUUUAAUGUUUUUAUUUAUACACUUUUAACAUUAAGUAUUUAUUUUUGUAGUUAUUGCUUAUACCUAUAACAUAGCCGCCCGAAAUCCUGUUGCGGGUGUAGAUGCAUGGAACCCUCACCGACUACCUCUUCAUUGACCUAUAUUUUCUCCCACUCCCUUUUUUCAACAUUUUUUUUUUUAAAGUAUUUUUUCCCAUAUUAUUAUUAUUGACUACUUACUCGAAUUACUUAUUUUGUUUUUUUCUUGAUUUUUUAAAAAUGUUUUAAGCCCAUUUUUGAAAAAGAUUUUUUUGUUAUUGACCAUCGACCUUUAACGGGACGUGCGACAAGGCCAGCACGUUAUUAUACUUAAAUAUACAAAACAGAGAUAAGCUGGUACAGAAUUGACUAAAGUUAGAUUUUCGCGCAAUACAUAUAUACAAAUGAAAAUAGUAACAAAAGGAAAAUAAAAACAGUAUAAUCGGAAACUUGAUCACACGGGUGUACAUAAACAAAUGGUUGCUAACCUAUAAAUUGAUACAAAAAAAAACAUGUUAUACAAAGCUAUUAGGAAUAGUUAUAGUUAUAGUUUAUAGUUAUUAUUAUUAUUUUUUUUUUUAACCUAGGAUAUUCAUCUCGAAGAUCAUCACGUAAGUUAUAUUUUAAAUAUUUCAUAUAGUCAUACAGUUUGGUAUCAACUGUAUUGAACUAUUUUCUUCUUCUUUUUGUAUUCAACUCAUAUGGUUGGUUUUGCAGUUAGGCAUGCGCUCUCAACUCCUCCCUGUUCCCAGCUAACCUCUUACCUUCAGUUUAAUUUACUCCUUCUAAUACGUCAGUUAUAUGAUCCUAUGGUCGUAUACGAUUUAUAAAAUUACAAUAUUGUAUCUCCACUAGAUAUCAUAUCAUGAUCAGAAUUAGUUUUGUCAGUAAUCAAAUAAAAUUCGUUUUGAACCUCAAUAAUACUAAUCAUGUAUGAGUAUAAUAUAUAUUAUAAAUAUGAUUAAAUUAUAUGAAUUGUGAAUACAAUAGAUUCAACUUAAUGUGGGUAUGUUAGGAACAUAUACAUUUUUCGACAUCCAGGCAGUUGCCCAUUUUAACCGAAAUGAGUAUCAUAUAUAUUAGAAUCGGAAUCAGACUAUUAUACCCAUAUUAGGUAGCUGUCCGCAUUAACCCGUAGCCACAUUAAACGGAGUCCACUGUAUUCCUUUAAUUAUUUUGUGUAGGUGAACUAAUAAACGAUGCGUCAGGAA
Molecule: messenger RNA, 14433 nt
Organism: Cinara cedri
Lineage: Eukaryota; Metazoa; Arthropoda; Insecta; Hemiptera; Aphididae
Source: the annotation of a GenBank genome assembly